Rotaria sp. Silwood2 is the source of this 933-nucleotide messenger RNA. NCBI's taxonomy places the organism in Eukaryota, Metazoa, Rotifera, Eurotatoria, Philodinida, Philodinidae. The record is from the annotation of a GenBank genome assembly.
AUGCAACAAAAUGUUGAAUUACAACGUGAAAUUGAAGCAUUUCGUUCUAAACUUGACUAUAUUGUUACAUUCAUUAAUGAAAAACUUGAUCAAAAAAAAACAACACCAGCAACAUCAUCAUCAGUAUCUAUGCUUCAAUUAGCUUUUGAAAAUAUGCAACAAACAGAAAUGAAAUUACUUGAACUUAAAUUAAAAUCAGUAUCACAACAAGAAGAAAAUGAUCUUUUAAAAUAUUUAAUGGAAAAAUCACAAAACAUAUCAAGCAUUGAACAAAUGCAAUUAUUCGCUAUUAUUGAACAACGUUUACUUGAACGUGAAAUUGAUCUUGUUCGUCAAGAACUUGAAAUUACAGAGAGAAAAGCCGUUCAACUUGAACAAGCAUUUGAAAAUUCAGAUGAAACAAUUAAAUUUCAUUUGGAAAGUCUUAAAUUAAAAUGUGAUAUUUUACGUAAACAUAUUAUAACAUGUAGUCAACGAUUAGAUGAAGUUAAUAAACAAAAUCUUAUUAGAUUAGCAAAUGAAAGUCAAAUUCUAAAAAAUAGAAAUCAACAAGAAGAAUCAAACAUUGAAAAAAAAAAUAUUGAACUUGAAAAUGAAUUAUUACAAUUACGUGAACGUUAUAAUGAGUUAAUUGAACAUGCAAAUACACUUCAAUCUGAAUUAAAUGAUGCACGAAAACAAUUUCAUGAAAGAGAAAAACUUGAAUUAAAGAUAAAUGUUGAUUUGGAAUCAGAACGUCGACGUGCCGAUCAAAUAGAAAAUGAAUUUAAAUCUUUAAAAAUCAAAUAUGAAGAUGUAUGUGAACGUGUUCGUGCAGCUACACAUCAAUUAGAACAUGUACAAAUUUUACUUGAAGAAACAUCACGUCGUUGUGAACAAUUAGAAAAAGAAAAGGUAAAAAUAGAACAUGAAAUAAAAAAAAAAAAAACCUAA